AUGGUACGUCAGAAGAAAACGGAUAAGACAGUGGGUAGAUUCAAUGAAGAUUCUAUGAGGGAAGCAGUCAAUCUAGUUAAUAGUGGUAUAUCAAUUCGUCAAGCUGCUAGAGAGAAAAACUUAAGCUUUUAAACCGUAAGCAGAUACGUAAAGAAAUACAGAGAUGAUCCCGAAUGGCGAAUGGCUCCUAACUAUAAAAUAAACCAAAUAUUUUCUUUGGAACUAGAGGAAGCUCUCGUUGAUUAUAUCAUAAACGUGUUCAAAAAUGUUUUUACAGUUUAACAAUUACCGAUUGUCGCAAACUUUCAUAUGACUUAGCGAAAGCAAAUAAAUUAAAAAUUCCAAAAAAUUGAGAGGAGGAAAAAAAAAGCUUCAGUCGACUGGUAUAAAGGAUUUCGCCAUAGACAUCGUACAAUAUCCUUAAGAACUCCAGAGGGAUGUAGUCUAGCAAGAGCAGCAGGAUUCAAUAAAGAAAAUGUAAACUUAUUUUUUAAUAAGUUGGAAAUAGUUUUGCAGCGACAUCCAAAAUUUUUCAAAUGGAUUCAGAAUUUACAAUUUAGACGAAACCGGAACUUUGACAGUUCAAAACAAUUCGACAAAGAUUGCUAGCCAAAAAAAGGCACUAGACAAGUGUCUAAAAUUCAAAGCUGUGAAAGAGGUACACUUGUUACCACAUGCUGCAUUGUAAGCGCAAAUGGAAGUGCAAUCCCACCCGUAAUGGUAUUUCCGAGAGUCCAUUUUAAAAGCCAUAUGUUGGCAGGAGCGCCAUGUGGGACGUUAGGCUUGGCUACGAAAGCAGGAUGGAUGAACACAGAAUGUUUUAUUGAAGUUUUAAAACAUUUCAUUAAACAUACUUGUAGUUCAAAAGCUAACCCUUCACUAUUAAUCAUGGACAACCAUGAGAGCCAUAUAUCUCUUGAAGCUAUCAUUCUGUGCAAAGAUCGGUCACUGUUUUGACUGUGCCUCCUCAUUGCACCCAUCGGUUGCAACCAUUAGAUGUGGGUCUGCUAAAACCGUUUCAUAUAUUUAUAUACAACGAUGCUUUAAGUCGUGGGAAAAAAGCUAAUCCGGGCACACCUGUGACAAUCUACCAUGUAGCAUCAUUUGUGGGACUCGCUUACCCCAGAUCUAUGACACCUGUAAAUAUAUCGGCAGCUUUUAAAAAAACUGGAAUAUUUCCCUUUGACCGUCACGUAUUUAAUGAUGAUGAUUAUUUCGCAAGCCAAGUUACAGAACGACCAUUAGUUAAUUCACCAAAUAUUGAUCCAAAACCAUCUACCUCGACAGGAGGUACCACAGAUAACUCUAUCAAGAACCAGGACGUAACUCCAUUACAGAAAUUGUCACCUUCAUCCACAAGUGGAAGAAAAUUGACAUUUGUAAGUCCAUCAGCUAUUCGUGAAUAUCCAAAAAAAAGUCUGACAAUUUCGGUUAAAACUAGAAGAAAAAAGGCAAGACUAUGAUUGCU
This is a messenger RNA of Diabrotica balteata, 1468 nucleotides long. NCBI's taxonomy places the organism in Eukaryota, Metazoa, Arthropoda, Insecta, Coleoptera, Chrysomelidae. The record is from the annotation of a GenBank genome assembly.